UUUCCCUUAUCAUAAACUCAAAUGAGCAGUGCGGUUUCUACUUGCUUUUGUCUUCUUCCUAUUAUUUUCACCGAGCAAUAUCAAUGGAGGAGACCAUUUUCCAGCAUAUAUUGGUACUCUCCCUUGUUUCCUUCCUCAACAUGGCGGCCGUAUCCAAUAUCAUGCAAGCAUGUAGUGUUGUGGACAUCAUGCAUUAAGAUGGAUUCCCAAGAUCCUUCAACUGUUUGUGCAACUUUUAUACUGCAGAAUCUCUAGGACAAAAUGAGAAAAAUGACUGCAUGAAAUACAGUUAAAAGACAGAAGACAAUUGCUCUUCUUGUGUCCAAGAAGACAUCUAAAUUUUAUGCUGAGUUUCUGAUUAAUUUCAUUUGUUGAUCAUGGCCAAAACAAAUCAUUUUUCUACUCUGGGUGUCAGACUUGGUGCCUCUGAAGAUGAAAUCAAAAAAGCAUACCGUACUCUGGCCAAAAAAUGGCAUCCAGACAAGAACAGUGCUCCAGGAGCGAAAGAAAAAUUCCAGGAAAUUGCAGGUGCUUACGAGUAUCUCUCCAGUAAGGAUCGUCGUGAGAUGCAUGAGCGUGAAUUACGCAGAGCAGCGGCACCACCACCGCAACCGCAACCGCAACCGCAAACACAACCCCCUCGGCCCCCACCAGCAGCUUCAUCGAAACCUUCUCAACCUUCACAACCCAAUCAGCAGAGGCCAAAAACACCAGGGACAAAGAGCACUGGGAAGACACCUUCUACUGACAAGGGAAAAUCAACGUCCUCAAAUGCAAAAAAGCCUAAUGCAGCAUCUUGGUCUGAAACUUUCACGAAGAAUUUCCGCCAACAGCAGCAAGCUGGGGGAGCUGGUAGGCAGAAUGGGAGAAAAUUCUACUUUUCUGCUGAGGCAGGCCCAGGCAGGGCAGGUUUUUCUUUCACGUACGAGAACAAGAGAGCACCCAACGGAUCGUCACCAUCUCAAGCAGAUAACAUCUUCACUGAACUGUUCUCCGAUAUCUUCAAUGCUAUGGGCUUUGCAGGCCAGACAAGCCACAGUGGAAGCUCUAAUCAGGCCCCGAAUAAAAAACCUCGUCCUAGGAAUGUUGCUCCAGAGAGAGGGAAUGCUGCUGAGGACCUGGAUGAAGAAUACCUCUUUACACCCAAAAACAGAGGAGGCAAUGACUCAGGUGAGGAGCUGCCCUGCCCAUGGUGUGGUCAGAAGUUCACCCGGGGAAAACUGGGACAACACGAAGAAAAAUGCGGUAAAUUUGGUCUCAGCGGUGAUGAAGAUGAUGACGGCCUCUCCGACAAUGACUAUGAUGAUGACGAUGACGAUGGCUUGUACGGCAGCAGCCUUUAUCAGCCUUACACCACUCACUUGGGCCCAGGCCGGCAGCCAAACUGGCAGCAGCAACGAGAUGAUUUCCUGCACCAGGUCCGGCGAGAUAAGCUGCGACACAGAGACAGAAUGGCUUCUCAAGGAACAAGAAACUCUGGCUACAUAAAAUGUCCUUAUUGUGAGCGUUCCUUUAAUCAAGUGACUGCGGUCAAACACAUGCCUUGGUGCAAGGAGCAUUUACGUACAUACGGACGACCGAUGAAUCCUAAGUACUCCUCUUCCACUGGACAAAAGACGCAAGACAAAGAUAGUCCCAGACAGAGGGGACGAGAGUAUGCCAAGACAGUGCCAAAGCCUUCAACGAGAAUAGUUGAUUCGGAUGAAUCUUUCAAUGAGGAAGAUUUCGACUUCAGCAGCAAGAAAACUCCAAAAGAUGGAAAUGAACGAAAAUUUUCUUACAGCAGACCUCGAAUGUCAAAAGAAGACGAGUUUGAAAUCCAUGGUGCCAGGUUCGGAACCUCAGAACAUGAUGAGACUGUCUACGCUAACCCAACCCCAAGGUCACGGGGGUCAACACAGGGGUCAAUGCCCUCCACUCCUGGGACGUCAUCGUCCACAAAACAGGGACAGUCAAGGUCGUCCAGUGAUAAAACAAGAGGUUCAAACAAGGCCACAUCUUACGGUGCUCGUGGCGGGUACAGCCGGACACGCGGUGGACAUCAGAGCUCAGGAAGUAGUUUCCGACCGCAGAAAUAUUAGGA
Aplysia californica (California sea hare) is the source of this 2083-nucleotide messenger RNA. RefSeq lists its product as uncharacterized. NCBI's taxonomy places the organism in Eukaryota, Metazoa, Mollusca, Gastropoda, Aplysiida, Aplysiidae. The transcript has 10 exons. Gene Ontology annotation, cellular component: cytoplasm. Bases 378 to 2081 code for a protein of 567 amino acids. Gene Ontology annotation, biological process: protein refolding. The record is from RefSeq and is a predicted model, not a curated record.